Hemiscyllium ocellatum (epaulette shark) is the source of this 5082-nucleotide messenger RNA. It is a transcript of the gene prom2, whose product is annotated as prominin 2. The record is from RefSeq and is a predicted model, not a curated record. Gene Ontology annotation, cellular component: cell surface; prominosome; cilium. The transcript has 25 exons. NCBI's taxonomy places the organism in Eukaryota, Metazoa, Chordata, Chondrichthyes, Orectolobiformes, Hemiscylliidae. The coding region runs from base 688 to 3132 and encodes 814 amino acids. Gene Ontology annotation, molecular function: cholesterol binding.
UUCAGAGCUUAAGUUAUGGAAAGGUCGUUGCCUCAUUUCGGGAACGGGGAAAGUUUAUUCAGUUCUUCCUGAUAACGAAAAGGUCUCAGAAACGCGUUUCCUGAUUGUGGGAGUGGAUAACCGGUUGAUGGAAAUCGCAAUGAAACUCUGAAGAGAAAGUUACUUAUUAAAAUACCACAUUGAGAGGAGAAGGAUCUUUCAAUUUUCUCCCAUAGGUUACUGAUUUACCACGGAAAGCAUAUAAAGAGAUAGCUUUGAGAACAAAUGGAUCCGUCUCCAACUUGUAAAAUUGCUUCAUGCACUCACGCUGUUGACCAAUAACUUCCUUUGUAUCUAGGUUAACAAUCUCACUCAUUUGGAAAGCUACCGAUUCGUGUAAACCAACGACAGCAGAGUGGAUACUGAAAGUAAAGAAAAUCAAAGGAAAAUACCAAAGAUUGGGAUUGAACACAAGGAAGAUGAAUAACCAAGUCCAAGUCCAAAUGAUGUGAUGAAGCUGGAAAGAAAGAGAACAGCAGAACGGCAAAUCAAUAAAGUGUGGAUCUGACCUAAGAACCAAGGCUGCAGACAUUGCCAAGAAAUAUUUCCAUGUCUAAAAGCAAGAGUUCUUUAGUCACUUGAAAUCCAUUGUAAAGAGGAAAGGAGGAAUCGAACUGGAUCGCUGCCAAAUAUUUUUCUGUGUCUGCGAUGGCUUUCCAUUGGCAUAUCACUAACUCCAGGCUGGCAUUAUUUAUGUUUGUAACUCUUUCCUACCUUCAAUUGUCUUCGGCCAUACAAAACUGUUCCAGCAAGCAGAACAAUUUUAAAAAUGUCUCUGAAAUUCAGUACAGCAGUAACAUCUACCCAGUUUCUGGGACGAUAUUGGUUCUAUACCGCAUGGUGCACAACUUCCUUGAUAUGGUUCAACCAAAUCCCUUUCCAUCAGAUUUAGUCAAGGAACUCAAUCAAAAUGCUGAAAAUCUACAGAGCAACUAUGUAAAGGUUCUGAAGUAUGAGAUUGGCUUCAUUGUUUGUGCAGCUAUUGGAAUUCUCUUCUUCCUCUUCAUGCCCUUGGUUGGUGUUUGUUUCUGUUGCUGUCGGUGUUGUGGGAACUGUGGAGGAAAGAUGUACCAGGAGCAGAAAAAGUCAAUGAACUGUAGAAGGAGGACACUAGCAACCAUCUUGCUCAUGGUUACAACAGUGAUUCUAAUAGGAAAUAUCUGCAUGUUUGUCAGCAAUGAAAACAUCUCAGAAUCUUUACAGCAUAGUGACAACUUACUGAAAGGCACCCUAAGAAACCUGAAAAGUUACAUUAGCUCCAUCCCAAAACAAAUUACAACCGUUACUAAUGCCAGUGCAAUUCCAGUAGCCAGUGUCUCAGCUAACCUGGACAACAUAGGUUCAAGUCUUGGUAAAACAGUCAUGAAAAAGCUGGGUGAAACUAUAUACCCUGUACUGAAUUCAGCAUCUCAGCUAGUACAAGUUGUCACUGAGAUGAAUGAAAGACUGCUGCUCAUAAAUUCGACAGCAGCAAAACUGCUACAUCAGCAGGAGGUUCUCCAGCAGAAUUUGACCAUCAUCCAACAAAACAUUAACAGAACACUCACUAUCUGUGGUUUACAAUGUGUCAGCAUCCAGGGCAUCCUGAAGGACCUUGACCUUGUUGCUAACUUUGGAACGGCUCCUAAUAUGGAUAAGGAGAUAAAUGACAUGAGGCAAAUUGUGGACACCAACUUUUAUUCCAUUGUACAAAAGGGCUAUAAAGAUUUUAAUGAUACACCAGCCCUGCUUGUCAACCAGUCAAUUAGUACUGUAUCAGAAAUUAAGAAAAGCUUGAAGAAUAUUGAACACGAGGUACACAAAGGUGUACAGGCAUUUCCAUUAUUAACUACAUUAGAGUCAAUCAAUGCCUCACUAGAUUCUGUGGAUCUCGAAAUAAGUAAAUACCGCCCAAAGAUUCAGGAAGGCAAUAAAUACAGGUGGAUAGUUGGGAUUGUGCUGUCCGGUAUCAUUUUCCUAGUUGUUCUGUGUAAUUAUCUGGGGCUUCUACUGGGAACAGCAUGCCUCAAACCCAAUGUGAAUCCCAUUGAACGGAGUUUAUUGUCAAACUGCGGGGGGAAUCUCCUCAUGGCGGGAGUCGGCUUCAGUUUCAUCUUCUCGUGGUUUUUGAUGCUCCUUGUCCUUAUCAUGUUUAUGGUGGGUGGAAAUGUCUAUUCGCUGGUUUGCAAACCCUGGAAUGACAAUGAGAUUUUUCAGGUAAUUGAAAGCUCGGGGCUGAUGGCUAACUUUAACCUGACACACAUACUCGGACUAAAGGAUACCCAUCUGAGCAUCAACAAUAUUUACAACGACUGCCACAAUAACAAAUCUGCAUGGAAGGCCUUGAAACUAGGGCAGAGCUUCAGCCUGGAUGAAUAUUUGAACCUGAGUAAGUAUACAGGUGACAUAUCAAGUAGAUUUGAUCAACUGAAUGUCAAUUUAUCAGGAAUUACACUACUGGAUCAGAAGGGCAAGACGACUCUGAAAGAUUUCUUAAACAUUGGUAUUGAAGAUUUGAACUUUACCAGCAUCUCUGAGCAGCUGCAGCUGCCCUUAUUUCAGCAGGAACUGCACAUCACUGUGGGGAAACUACAAAAUACCUCAAAGAGCUUGAUGGACCCAGUCAAAACCGAACUAAACAAAGAGGCAGCAAGGCUGAAUGACCUAGACAGCUGGAUCCAGACCAACAUGGUGCCAAACAUUGAAGUAUUGAAAGAAAAUAUUGAACAUCUUCAGAAAAAUGCUUCACACAUUGAGAUGAUAAUAAAUACCAUUUUAUUGAGGAUAGAUUCUGCACAGGAUAUGAUCCAUACAAAAGCUUCAGAUCUUGUUAAAAAUGAAUCCAAGAUUUUUCUGCAUUGUCAGCUCGAAUAUUUCAGUUACUAUAUGAAUUGGACCAAGACAAUGAUUACAGAGAAUAUGGCUCAGUGCAGACCUCUUGCAGAUGUCCUGGACUCCGUGGCAAUCAUUGGUUGUUCAUACCUUUUGGAUUCCUUGAACGCUUUCUGGUUUUGUAUGGGCUGGAGCACAAUAUUCCUGAUUCCAAGCAUCGUUUUUGCAGUGAAGCUGGCCAAAUUCUACCGUCGCAUGACAAUUUCAGAUGUAUACGAGUAAAUAAUGAUGUACCAGAAUGUUGACUGUCAGAUGGAAAUGCAACCAGUGCAUUGAUAAUUCCACCUUUCUGAAACUUGACAUUGGGAUCUUACUGAGAUACUAAAGAUCAUGGCUGUGACUGACUCUGUUGUGGGAAAAAAUGAAUAAACCAACGAUACUUGAGGAGCUCCCUCUGAAGUUCAUUAUUGCCAUUGUGUACUGAAUUAAAAUUCCAACAUAUGUGAUUUGAAUGCAUGAAUUGAAUUGAAUUGAAAUGCAUUGAAUGCAUGUACAGCACAGGCCUUGGCUGUUUUGUUGUUCCCCAAAUAUCUCUUUCCUGGAGCUACAAAUUUGAAUUUUUCCAACUGGAGUUCCCUUGUAGUGCAGUUCCCUUUUGCUGCAGUAUGUAAACAGCUCUUAUCAGUAUCACAAUGUCCCUGUGUGACUAUGACAAAAGUAACUCUUCACUCCCCACCCUUCUGCAUGUCUCGAUGUGGUUGACCAUGUAACAUCUCAAACAUCCUCAUGUAACAUCUCAAAUAGAUCCAUAGAGAUGUACAGCAUCUUUGGUUCAACUUGUUCACGCCGACCAGAUAUCCCAACCUAAUCUAGUCCCAUUUGCCAGCACUUGGCCCAAAUCCCUCUAAACCCUUCCUAUUCAUAUACUCAUCCAGAUGCCUUUUAAAUGUUGUCAUUGUACCAGCCUCUACCACCUCCUCUGGCAGCUCAUUCCAUACAUGAAUGGGACCAUUUGGUUACAUUUCUUUCUAAGCGGCUGUAAUCUCUUCUUGCUAUAACAGUGUUAAAGGGAAAUUUGGGUAUACCAUGAGUUAACCAUUAAAUUGACAUGAAGUUGCAGCUAGGAUUAGAAUGAGAUAGAGAGUUUUAGUUAACUUCAUAGGCAAUAAUCAAACAAAUCAUAUAGGAUUCAUUUUAAUUUUAUCGAGUCAAUAAAGUUAGGUAAGCUACAUAAACAUGCUCAGAUGCUGAUGCAACAGAGUUUCUGUGAAAAUACAACAUGGCUGAACCAGCAUUAACCCCGGGGCCUUAUUUGGAAAUGGAAUGUGAGGCUAAGCCCAUACCACAUCAAGAAAGAUAAAGGUGUGGAGUUUAGUCGAGGAUGUGAACAAAGCACAGGCUUCAGAAUUGAAGAUAGCAUGGCACCUGGAAGAUAGGGAGUAGUGAAACCAGAGCUAACAAGAGUUUGGCAGUGUUUGGAAUGUGUGAAAAACAAGGUGUUUGUCUAAAACAAACAUUUUGGGAUUCAUGUAUUGUCUACGUGACUUACAAUGCACAAAUAUCUGAUGAACCUUGGUUGAUCUUUCUGGACUAGAGUCUCCCAAUGUUGCUAUCACGAAAUGAUCAUUGCCCUUUAUCUUGAGGCACCUGAGUUAUUUCUUAAAAUAAUCUACUACAAUAAUGGAAUUACCUUUGGUGCCCCUGAAAGAUCUAUCCUCAUUAUCAGGUAUGUUGCCCUCAGCAACAUCAUCUAAAAAUACAAUGUCAGGUCCCAAUGCACAUUGAUGACAUUUAGCAUUGCCUCAGUGGCAGGCAACUUGGAAGCUUGGGGUCAUUUUUGCAGUCAGAACAUAGGUGUUCUGCAAAGCAGUCGCCCAGUCUGGAUUUUGUCUCCCCAGUUUGGAGAAGACCGCCAUUUUGAGCAGUAAAUAUAGUUGACUAUGUUGAGCUAAGUACAGGUAAACUGGUAUUUCACCUGGAGGGUGUGUCUAGAUGUCUUGGAUAGUGAGAAGGGAGAAGGUAAAUGGGCAUGUGAGGCACGUUCUGUGAUUGGGAAGGUGCCGCAUGGAGGUUGGGAAGUUUUGAAGUGGAAGAGGAGUGGACCAGGGUGUCCCAGAGGGAACUGUCCCUGCGGAAUGCUGACAAGAGAGGGAAAGGAAUAUGUGUCUGGUGGUGGCAUCCUGCUAGCAGUGGCAGAAAUGAUAGCGAAUCAUGGGGUGAAAAGUGAGGAGC